CGCCCCCACCCCCAGCGCACGCGCUCCCAUUCAAAGCAGACCCGCUCCGCGGCCGCACUGAAGCUCCAAAGCCGCGCCGCCUGCCCCAGCGCAGCUCUGUCUCGUGGGGCGCACGCCCGAGCCCGCCUGCCGGCCGCCGCCGCGGAGCCACCGCAGUCAGCGCAGGAGGCGGCCACCUCUUCGAGGGAGGGGUCUCGCCCGGGACUCCCCUUGGUCCCCGCCAUGGGGACCAUGGCACGACUGGAGGCGCCCCAGUGCCCCGGGUUCCUGGCCCGCCUCCUCGGUGGCACCUGGUGCCUGCUCUGUAUCGCCGGACAGGUAUGCGGAGACCAAAGCCAAGGGGCUGUUUUCCUGCGGGAAUUUACACUGAUUCGAAGAGAGAGCCUCCAUGAAGAUUUCCUGUCUGACCUCUUGAAUAGUCACAAAACUGAAGACUCGAGUUCCAGGACCGCACGCUCCGAGGAGGACCGGGACGGCCUAUGGGAUGCCUGGGGCCCAUGGAGUGAAUGCUCACGCACCUGCGGGGGAGGGGCCUCCUACUCUCUGAGGCGCUGCCUGAGCAGCAAGAGCUGUGAAGGAAGAAAUAUCCGAUACAGAACGUGCAGUAAUGUGGACUGCCCACCAGAAGCAGGUGAUUUCCGAGCUCAGCAAUGCUCAGCUCAUAAUGAUGUCAAGCACCAUGGCCAGUUUUAUGAAUGGCUUCCUGUGUCUAAUGACCCUGACAACCCAUGUUCACUCAAGUGCCAAGCCAAAGGAACAACCCUGGUUGUUGAACUAGCACCUAAGGUCUUAGAUGGUACGCGUUGCUAUACAGAAUCUUUGGAUAUGUGCAUCAGUGGUUUAUGCCAAAUUGUUGGCUGCGAUCACCAGCUGGGAAGCACCGUCAAGGAAGAUAACUGUGGGGUCUGCAACGGAGAUGGGUCCACCUGCCGGCUGGUCCGAGGGCAGUAUAAAUCCCAGCUCUCCGCAACCAAAUCGGAUGAUACUGUGGUUGCAAUUCCCUAUGGAAGUAGACAUAUUCGCCUUGUCUUAAAAGGUCCUGAUCACUUAUAUCUGGAAACCAAAACCCUCCAGGGGGCUAAAGGUGAAAACAGUCUCAGCUCCACAGGAACUUUCCUUGUGGACAAUUCUAGUGUGGACUUCCAGAAAUUUCCAGACAAAGAGAUACUGAGAAUGGCUGGACCACUCACAGCAGAUUUCAUUGUCAAGAUUCGUAACUCGGGCUCCGCUGACAGUACAGUCCAGUUCAUCUUCUAUCAACCCAUCAUCCACCGAUGGAGGGAGACGGAUUUCUUUCCUUGCUCAGCAACCUGUGGAGGAGGUUAUCAACUGACAUCGGCUGAGUGCUACGAUCUGAGGAGCAACCGUGUGGUUGCUGACCAAUACUGUCACUAUUACCCAGAGAACAUCAAACCCAAACCCAAGCUUCAGGAGUGCAACUUGGAUCCUUGUCCAGCCAGUGACGGAUACAAGCAGAUCAUGCCUUAUGACCUCUACCAUCCCCUUCCUCGGUGGGAGGCCACCCCAUGGACCGCGUGCUCCUCCUCGUGUGGGGGGGGCAUCCAGAGCCGGGCAGUUUCCUGUGUGGAGGAGGACAUCCAGGGGCAUGUCACUUCAGUGGAAGAGUGGAAAUGCAUGUACACCCCUAAGAUGCCCAUCGCGCAGCCCUGCAACAUUUUUGACUGCCCUAAAUGGCUGGCACAGGAGUGGUCUCCGUGCACAGUGACAUGUGGCCAGGGCCUCAGAUACCGUGUGGUCCUCUGCAUCGACCAUCGAGGAAUGCACACAGGAGGCUGUAGCCCAAAAACAAAGCCCCACAUAAAAGAGGAAUGCAUCGUACCCACUCCCUGCUAUAAACCCAAAGAGAAACUUCCAGUCGAGGCCAAGUUGCCAUGGUUCAAACAAGCUCAAGAGCUAGAAGAAGGAGCUGCUGUGUCAGAGGAGCCCUCGUUCAUCCCAGAGGCCUGGUCGGCCUGCACAGUCACCUGUGGUGUGGGCACCCAGGUGCGAAUAGUCAGGUGCCAGGUGCUCCUGUCUUUCUCUCAGUCCGUGGCUGACCUGCCUAUUGACGAGUGUGAAGGGCCCAAGCCAGCAUCCCAGCGUGCCUGUUAUGCAGGGCCAUGCAGCGGGGAAAUUCCUGAGUUCAACCCAGACGAGACAGAUGGGCUCUUUGGUGGCCUGCAGGAUUUCGACGAGCUGUAUGACUGGGAGUAUGAGGGGUUCACCAAGUGCUCCGAGUCCUGUGGAGGAGGUGUCCAGGAGGCUGUGGUGAGCUGCUUGAACAAACAGACUCGGGAGCCUGCUGAGGAGAACCUGUGCGUGACCAGCCGCCGGCCCCCACAGCUCCUGAAAUCCUGCAAUUUGGAUCCCUGCCCAGCAAGGUGGGAAAUUGGCAAGUGGAGUCCAUGUAGUCUCACAUGUGGGGUCGGCCUACAGACCAGAGACGUCUUCUGCAGCCACCUGCUUUCCAGAGAGAUGAAUGAAACAGUCAUCCUGGCUGAUGAGCUGUGUCGCCAGCCCAAGCCCAGCACGGUGCAAGCUUGUAACCGCUUUAAUUGCCCCCCAGCCUGGUACCCUGCACAGUGGCAGCCGUGUUCCAGAACGUGUGGCGGGGGUGUUCAGAAACGUGAGGUUCUUUGCAAGCAGCGCAUGGCUGAUGGCAGCUUCCUGGAGCUUCCUGAGACCUUCUGUUCAGCUUCAAAACCUGCCUGUCAGCAAGCAUGCAAGAAAGAUGACUGUCCCAGCGAGUGGCUUCUCUCAGACUGGACAGAGUGUUCCACAAGCUGCGGGGAAGGCACCCAGACUCGAAGCGCCAUUUGCCGAAAGAUGCUGAAAACCGGCAUCUCAACGGUUGUCAAUUCCACCCUGUGCCCGCCCCUGCCUUUCUCUUCCUCCAUCAGGCCCUGUAUGCUGACAACCUGUGCAAGGCCCGGGCGGCCACCCACGAAGCACAGCCCGCACAUCGCGGCCGCCAGGAAGGUCUACAUCCAGACUCGCAGGCAGAGGAAGCUGCACUUCGUGGUGGGGGGCUUCGCCUACCUGCUCCCCAAGACGGCGGUGGUGCUGCGCUGCCCGGCGCGCAGGGUCCGCAAGCCCCUCAUCACCUGGGAGAAGGACGGCCAGCACCUCAUCAGCUCGACGCACGUCACGGUGGCCCCCUUCGGCUAUCUCAAGAUCCACCGCCUCAAGCCCUCGGAUGCAGGCGUCUACACCUGCUCAGCGGGCCCGGCCCGGGAGCACUUUGUGAUUAAGCUCAUCGGAGGCAACCGCAAGCUCGUGGCCCGGCCGUUGAGCCCAAGAAGUGAGGAAGAGGUGCUUGCGGGGAGGAAGGGCGGCCCGAAGGAGGCCCUGCAGACCCACAAACACCAGAACGGGAUCUUCUCCAACGGCAGCAAGGCGGAGAAGCGGGGCCUGGCCGCCAACCCGGGGAGCCGCUACGACGACCUCGUCUCCCGGCUGCUGGAGCAGGGCGGCUGGCCCGGAGAGCUGCUGGCCUCGUGGGAGGCGCAGGACUCCGCGGAAAGGAACAUGACCUCGGAGGAGGACCCGGGUGCAGAGCAAGCGCUCCUGCACCUGCCCUUCACCAUGGUGACCGAGCAGCGGCGCCUGGACGACAUCCUGGGGAACCUCUCCCAGCAGCCCGAGGAGCUGCGCGACCUCUACAGCAAGCACCUGGUGGCCCAGCUGGCCCAGGAGAUCUUCCGCAGCCACCUGGAGCACCAGGACACGCUCCUGAAGCCCUCGGAGCGCAGGACUUCCCCAGUGGCUAUCUCGCCUCAUAAACACGUGUCUGGCUUCAGCAGCUCCCUGCGGACCUCCUCCACCGGGGACGCCGGGGGAGGCUCUCGAAGGCCACACCGCAAGCCCACCAUCCUGCGCAAGAUCUCAGCGGCCCAGCAGCUCUCAGCCUCGGAGGUGGUCACCCACCUGGGGCAGACGGUGGCCCUGGCCAGCGGGACACUGAGUGUUCUUCUGCACUGUGAGGCCAUCGGCCACCCAAGGCCUACCAUCAGCUGGGCCAGGAAUGGAGAAGAAGUUCAGUUCAGUGACAGGAUUCUUCUACAGCCAGAUGAUUCCUUACAGAUCUUGGCACCAGUGGAAGCAGAUGUGGGUUUCUACACUUGCAAUGCCACCAAUGCCUUGGGAUACGACUCUGUCUCCAUUGCCGUCACAUUAGCAGGAAAGCCACUAGUGAAAACGUCACGAAUGACAGUGAUCAACACGGAGAAGCCUGCAGUCACAGUCGAUAUAGGAAGCACCAUCAAAACAGUGCAGGGAGUGAAUGUGACAAUUAACUGCCAGGUUGCAGGAGUGCCUGAAGCUGAAGUCACUUGGUUCAGGAAUAAAAGCAAACUGGGCUCCCCCCACCAUCUGCACGAAGGCUCCUUGCUGCUCACAAACGUGUCCUCCUCGGAUCAGGGCCUGUACUCCUGCAGGGCGGCCAAUCUUCAUGGAGAGCUGACUGAGAGCUCCCAGCUGCUGAUCCUAGAUCCCCCCCAAGUCCCCACACAGUUGGAAGACAUCAGGGCCUUGCUCGCUGCCACUGGACCGAACCUUCCUUCAGUGCUGACGUCUCCUCUGGGAACACAGCUGGUCCUGGAUCCUGGGAAUUCUGCUCUCCUUGGCUGCCCCAUCAAAGGUCACCCUGUCCCUAAUAUCACCUGGUUUCAUGGUGGUCAGCCAAUUGUCACUGCCACAGGACUGACGCAUCACAUCUUGGCAGCUGGACAGAUCCUUCAAGUUGCAAACCUUAGCGGUGGGUCUCAAGGGGAAUUCAGCUGCCUUGCUCAGAAUGAGGCAGGGGUGCUCAUGCAGAAGGCAUCUUUAGUGAUCCAAGAUUACUGGUGGUCUGUGGACAGACUGGCAACCUGCUCAGCCUCCUGUGGUAACCGGGGGGUUCAGCAGCCCCGCUUGAGGUGCCUGCUGAACAGCACGGAGGUCAACCCUGCCCACUGCGCAGGGAAGGUUCGCCCUGCGGUGCAGCCCAUCGCGUGCAACCGGAGAGACUGCCCUUCUCGGUGGAUGGUGACCUCCUGGUCUGCCUGUACCCGGAGCUGUGGGGGAGGUGUCCAGACCCGCAGGGUGACCUGUCAAAAGCUGAAAGCCUCUGGGAUCUCCACCCCUGUGUCCAAUGACAUGUGCACCCAGGUCGCCAAGCGGCCUGUGGACACCCAGGCCUGUAACCAGCAGCUGUGUGUGGAGUGGGCCUUCUCCAGCUGGGGCCAGUGCAAUGGGCCUUGCAUCGGGCCUCACCUAGCUGUGCAACACAGACAAGUCUUCUGCCAGACACGGGAUGGCAUCACCUUACCAUCAGAGCAGUGCAGUGCUCUUCCGAGGCCUGUGAGCACCCAGAACUGCUGGUCAGAGGCCUGCAGUGUACACUGGAGAGUCAGCCUGUGGACCCUGUGCACAGCUACCUGUGGCAACUACGGCUUCCAGUCCCGGCGUGUGGAGUGUGUGCAUGCCCGCACCAACAAGGCAGUGCCUGAGCACCUGUGCUCCUGGGGGCCCCGGCCUGCCAACUGGCAGCGCUGCAACAUCACCCCAUGUGAAAACAUGGAGUGCAGAGACACCACCAGGUACUGCGAGAAGGUGAAACAGCUGAAACUCUGCCAACUCAGCCAGUUUAAAUCUCGCUGCUGUGGAACUUGUGGCAAAGCGUGAAGAUAGGGUGUGGGGAAAAUCUCUACCCUGGCCACACGAAGGACUCACGCAACCAUCUCGGACAGAACCUAAGCUUUCUUCAUUUUAUUUAUUUAUUUCCCCCUCCCCCCCCCACACACACCCUUCCAACCUCCUCCACCUCCACCUUCAAGCGUAAGGACGUCCGCGUGUUUUCUCUGUCAGUUAGCUGGAGGACAGGAUGUUGGGAAAGGAAAGGACAGAUGUCUAAAGGAGGUUGCAGAGCAGGCCAGGCAUACAGUGGGGGCUCCCUUGAAGAGCUUCCUCCCUCCCAAACCUGGGUCUCAAAGACCUAGAAAGAGGCAGGCACAGCCCCUGGGGACAGCAGGGAGCCAGAAGGUUUGUAGCCUAUUGGUGCAAACAUUGGACAAAUUCCUGUGUCUUUCCUAGAAGCGCACUAUCACAAACACAGGAGUGUUUCGCUCCUUUGUCUCCUCUUCCCCAUCUAUGUCCCUUUAGUCACAGUUAGGACAAAUGGGGAGGGGACACCAUGCUGAGGCAGAAACUAGCCCAGAACAUCAGUUCUUCUAGUGGGUGAGUGCAGAGAGAGAAGAACUCAGAUCACCAGUAGGGAGAGGUAAAAAAGCAAACAAAGCAGGCUCUAAGGCACACAACAUUGCAGAAAAUGAGGAAGGGAGGGGAGGGAAGGGACAGAAGCAAAAAGGAGCCUGUGGUGUUCCCCAGUGGGGCACGGUGAGCAGGGGCUUCCAGGCUGCAUGAGGCUCAUGGACCAGCUCUGAUCCCAUGCAUGUGCGCAUGCUCAGAGCCCUGCUGCCCACAACAGAGCACUGCGCUGCGUGGGAGUCCCCACUUCCCAGGCUAUCAGAGUCAACGUCCUGCCUGUGCAGCUGCAGCAAAGCCAGUGAGAGGUGGGUCUCGCCAUGCAGUAAGGCCACCCUGGCACCUCUUUAUCUAAAUCCGAAGUCCCCUAGCCCCGCACUAACUGCUGCUGUGGGCCAGGGCCAUUUUGAGCACGAAUGGCCCAGGUUUUUUGCCUUCUAGGACCUUUGCUGCUCCACCGAAGGGCCAGGGACUAUGGUUAACUUAUCAACAUCAACCCAUUAACUAGUCACUGUGCCAGAGAGUAUCUGUCAGGCUGUCAGGUUGUAGCAACCUCUUCAUUCCAGAGCUGGCCCAGGGACCGGGGUGGACAACGGGUUUAUGCGUGUCCACAGUACACCCUCCCUCUCCCAGCCUCCACCCCAGGGUCUGCAGGUCCUCCGGCAUGUAGUAUUUAUCUAGCAAGGCGGGGUGGUGGAGGCAGCACCCUGGCAAAGCAGCUCACACACUGCAGCCACACUCAUCAGCUGUGGUGAGGCGGCUGGAGCAAAGUCAAGCAGCAAAAUGAAAACUCUGGGACUCUUCGGCAAAAUCCUCAUUAAGCCGAGCAGCUUUGGCCAAGUAAUUUUUGCCUCCUUCCCUAGCGUGGCCUGAGUUUAGGAGCAAGGGUGGCCAGAGUCCCUUACCCACAGAUAAGCCUCCCCUCAUGAAAUGCCACUCACCCCGGGCUACCAUUGACAUCAGGGCUGCAUUUCCAGCCAGCCUGGAAGUAAAAUUUGAGAGGAAGACAAUAUUAAUCUGUGUCCCCACCUAGUGAGCUGUGGACAGUUUUAAGUUGGGUCUCUUUCUUCCUCACCACAAAAACAGGCUCUAAGAAAUCAUGUUACUAAAAAAUCAGUGUAAAGUCUGUUUAAAAUAAAAAAGAAUGGUUUCUAUGUCUGUAUAUCUUUUGUGAAUAUUUAUUAGGAUUUCUUAUUAAAAAAGUGCAAUAUUAAUAAUUGUACAUUGUCAUCCAGAAACAAAACUAUUGGGGGGACUUUAUUAACUAACUUCCUGCAGUUGUGUUCCUGUAAACUCAGUAGUGAUUAUUAUAUUUUUCUUAUUUUUAAUAGAACCUGGUGUUUAACUCUGGAUCCAUUCACUGUACAGGAUGUGUUAUAAAAACUAACAUGGGAUGCUGAGGCAGUAAGAGGGAAUUCAUUUGUGGCAUAAUAGUUAUGCAUGGAAUGAUAAAGACAGACAAAUUCCAUACUACUACUAAUGUGGUUAAUUAUUUCUAGUUCGAUAGUGAUUGAAAAUCAGUGGUCACUAUUUACAUUUCCUAAAGAGCAAGCAUCCUCCAGCUCCAUGUUGGGUUGGAGCAGUUGGCAGUGGGUCUCAGUGAGCUGGCAGAACCUAGGUUUGGGUGGGAAGCAGAAUGCUUGUUGCAUGAAAUGAAUGUACAUUUAAUGUUUGUUCUGUGAACUGCAACUCAGCAGCACCACAAGACAAUGAAGGCUGCUGGCUAAUGUGGAAGGAGGCACUUUCUCCUCUAAAACACAAAACUGUAUUUGUAUUUUUUGUACAGAUAAUACAGCUUAUUUAUUUAAA
Molecule: messenger RNA, 8052 nt
Organism: Pan troglodytes (chimpanzee)
Lineage: Eukaryota; Metazoa; Chordata; Mammalia; Primates; Hominidae
Gene: ADAMTSL1
Product: ADAMTS like 1
Exons: 30
Coding region: 223-5664 (1813 amino acids)
Biological process (GO): extracellular matrix organization
Cellular component (GO): extracellular matrix
Source: RefSeq, a predicted model, not a curated record